This is a messenger RNA of Alligator sinensis (Chinese alligator), 7892 nucleotides long. RefSeq names its product NEDD4 binding protein 2 like 2 (gene N4BP2L2). Gene Ontology annotation, biological process: negative regulation of transcription by RNA polymerase II. The record is from RefSeq and is a predicted model, not a curated record. Gene Ontology annotation, molecular function: transcription corepressor activity. The transcript has 11 exons. The coding region runs from base 225 to 4148 and encodes 1307 amino acids. Lineage: Eukaryota; Metazoa; Chordata; Crocodylia; Alligatoridae. Gene Ontology annotation, cellular component: nucleus.
GGCGGCGCCAUCUUGAGAGCGGGGCGGCGCAGGGCGUCCCCUCCCCGGUGCCGGGAGCGCGCGGGGCCCGGGCAGCUGGGGCUGGUGUUUGUGCCCUGAGAACACCCCCUGUCUGUAUAUGGGGUUGGACACUGCCUGCCUGUGAGGACAGCACAUCUCAUCUGAGUGAAUUGGAGUCUAGUGUUGGCUUCUCAAUGUUUGUAGUCUUGUACUUCUUGAGAUAGAUGUUUCAUGCUGAAUGUAAAGUAAGACCCUUGGAGUAUCAAGAUGAAAUGACAGUUGAACCACAUUCUAAAAAAAUGAAAUCAAAGGAAGAGAUUUAUGCUAAGCUUUGUGAUGAUGAUUUCCAAGGAUCUCAUGAGAAAACAGGAACUCAGAGAACAUCCAAUGAUUUGAUACCUUCAUCCAUCUCUGAUAACCAAGACAAACAUGAAGCACAAAAGCAGGAGAAUGAAACUACAGUUGAUUUGGAGCUAUCAAAUGAAGUAACCCUUUAUUAUAAACCCAUGCUUAUAGAAUCUACUGAUUCAGAGAACAUACAGAACACAAGUCCUUCAUAUGUAUCAAAAAAUGAUGCUGAGAUAACAAAAAAUAAUUGCACUUCUGAAACUGAUUAUCUUGAUAAAUCUAGUGUGAAGGAAGAAAGCAAUAAAUCAUUUGAAGUAAGUGAUGGCGAGGUGGCAAUUGAGGAAUUUAGUACAAGCAAAGCAUUUAUUGGACCCAUAUACAAAACUGAGAACAAGCAGGAUAAAACCAAGGAUUAUGCUGAACUUAGCACAGGUGAAGGGGAGCAAAAUGCAUUACUUGGUAGAAGAACUGAGGAAGAAAGGGUAAAGAAAACAAAGGCCAUCUCCUGUGAUAAAGAAGAAAUAGAUGAUGAAUUAUACCGGUUUUAUGAAGAAAUUCAGCAGAUUGAAACCAAUAAAGAUAAUUUAGGAGAUAACUUGGAAGAAACAGAAAGCCAGUCUUCUCAGGAACAAUAUACAGAACGUAAUUACAAGCAGACAUCUUGUGGUCAAGGUAUCUGGUACACUAGCACACAGUCACAUUAUGGUAACCAGCAGUAUUUCAGUAAUGAACAAAGUGGCCAGAGAACAGGCAAUGAACAGUGUUUUGAAAAUGAAACAAAUAGCCAGAGAAUAGACAAUGAGCAACAUUUUGGCAAUCAAACAAGUGGCUGGAGAACUGAGAAUCCUUCUAAUGGACAAGAGGAUUACCCUGAACCAGAAAAGGUUUCUAACUUCUGGAACUUUUCAGUGCCUCAGUGCAGGCCUGCAUGGCAGUCAACACAAUCUUUCAUAGUACCUCAGGGUCCUCUUCCUCCUAGAUUCAGCCAUCAUUUAGAUUUUCAAACAAUUAGGUCAUCACCACACCAACCAAAUACUUUUCAUCCUCAUGAUGUUCAACCUUCUCAUAAGAAGUUUCCUGAUUACCAUGGAAAUAAUAGUCAUGUUAACUGGAACCAUCCUUUGUCCGCUCAGAAUUGCAGAUGUGUUGGUAAUAUUGAUAUCCAUAAUAUUCAGGUCUCCAGGAAUGGAUAUAGUGACAAGGAUAUACCUGUGAAUGAUCGUUUGAGUGAAACCAGAGAAGAUUGUUGGAAGGAUACUAAAACUUACCAAACCAAAGGAGAACACAGUUUUUCUUUCCAGCAGUUUCCGGAGGAAAAAUUGUGUGGGUCUCAAAAAUUACUCCUAAUUUUAAGAGGCCUUCCUGGUUCAGGGAAAACAACAGUAUCUUGUGUUCUACUUGGUCAAAGUCGUGAUGGCGUUGUAUUCAGCACUGAUGACUAUUUUAAUCAGCAAGAUGGAUAUACCUAUAAUGCUGGUCAGCUUGGUGAUGCUCAUGACUGGAACCAGAAGAGAGCAAGACAAGCAAUGGAACAGGGAAAAUCUCCAAUUAUAAUAGACAAUACUAAUACUCAAGCCUGGGAAAUGAAGCCGUAUGUAGAAAUGGCUCUAGAAAAAGGCUACAUAGUAGAAUUCCGCGAGCCAGAUACAUGGUGGAAGUUUGACCCUGAGGAAUUAGAAAAGAGGAAUAAACAUGGGGUCACACGUGAGAAGAUUGCUCAGAUGUUGGAUCGAUAUGAAUAUCAAAUAUCCAUACCUAUUGUAAUGAAUUCAGUGACACCACCUCACAAAAGUACACAAAGGCCACCUCCACAGCGAAGACAGAGGGAAACAGAUUUAAAGAAGAAACUUGGACACCGAGUGAACAAAACAAAACAGAGAAAAAAGCGAAAAAGAGGCAAAAAACAAAAAAAUAGCCUUUUUAACAUCAGGGAGAGAAAGUCAGAUGGAGCACCUCAUCAUCUAAUUCCUGCUGAUCAGGAAACUUCAGAGAGUGAAGAGGAAGAUUCAGAAGAAGAGAACAGAAAAUCAGCUUGUACGUUCAAUGGAGAUGCAGGAGAUCCAAUAGGUGGUUGUGAAGAUGGUUCUACUGGUGAUGAUGUUGAAAGUAUAGAAUCUACAAAUCUUAAGAAAGAAGGUUUUCCUUUUGCUGUGUCUGAGACUUCAGCCACGUUUGACAAUCCAUCGAAAAACAACUUGCUUGCAGAAGAUAAAAAUCCACUUCUAAUAAAUUCAACAUCCUUUUCUAAUGAUAACAUAACUGAACAUACAGCUGAUGCACAGCUGACAGAUGAAAAUCAAAAUAAAAUCCUCUUGGAGAAAGAAAACAAUUCAUUAAAAAAAAAUUAUCAAAAUUCUAUCAUAACAGCAGAACACAGUAGUGACGAUUAUAAUACUGUGAUGUUAAACACUGAAGACAAAUGUAAAUCAGGUCAAAUUACAUGCGGACCAAAAGAAAAUCUUUCUCACCUUUAUGAUUUAAAAGAAUCUGAAACUUCCAUUGUCUUGUCCGAUAAAAACAUAAAUGAUAAACAUAUAUCAAAAAGUAAUAGGAAUUACUCAAAUGCAUGGGCUUUUUUUUCAAUUAAUUUAGGUGAUGAACAAUUACAGCUGGACUCUGAUAGGCAGACUUCUCUCUCUGCAUGGCCUGAGAGCACCCAUAAAUUUAUAUGUGAGCAAAGACCAAAAAAAGUGAGGACACCCAAACAGACAUAUUCUGACGACACCGUAGAACUAGCUUAUCAUCAUUCUAAUGAAGAAAUAGAAAAACAAUCCAGUCAGCAAACAUUCAAUGAAGAGAUUGUUAGUGUACCACGUGAUAGCCUAUCAUCUUUGAUUGACAGAAGAGAGAGUAUUUCAUUCCAAGAAUCACAAGACACCUCCACAAGCAGCUUUCAUGAAGUAAAUUCUGAAUAUGCACCAGCUGUGCCAAAGAAAAAAACACGCAAAAGGAUACUCAAAUUGGCACCAAACUUUAAUAUACCAAGACAUAUUGCUAUUAGUACAGAGGAAGGACAGAAGGAUGUUCCUUUACAACAUGAUCGCUUAUCAGAAAGCAUUUUGGAAAUGAAACAAAAGAAAGUUUUCAAUAAGAAAAAUGGAGAAAGGGAUGACCAAAUCUUUAAAAUUCAUGAAUUGCAACCAUCUUCUAAUAAUGAUGAGCUGAUAGAGUCUUCACCUAACUGUUAUGUGAAAUCUCUUUUGCCUGAUACUUUGUAUGAUCGCAUGGGACAAUCUGGUGCUUCUUCAGUUCAGAAGUUUCCCAAUAGCUUGUGUAUAGUUUCUUCAACAACUGAGGAAGAAAUCCCACCUGUUAAACAACAAAAGAUAUGUGAUAAAAAAGAGGGUGAGCAAGAACAAGUCUCUUCUGAGGUCACAACUAGUCACCCAGAUAUCUUGUCUUCUGUUAAAGUCAUUUCUGAAUGUUCUGCAGACUGUAUUAUGUUUGAAAGCUGUGGGAAUGGUAUAGAGAAAACUGAACCACCAGAAGUCUCACAAAUUGAAGAUAAACAAGAUUCUCUAGAUGCUAAAUCUAAUGUUCUGGAUCUUCCUUUAUCAUUAGGAUUUGCUUUUCAGCUUGUGCAGCUUUUUGGUUCUCCUGGAGUUCCACUUGAAUCUUUGUUGCCAGAUGAUUAUAUAGUUCCUCUUGAUUGGAAAGUAUCAAAGAUGAUCUAUUUCCUGUGGAAGACAUCUGUGGAGGAAAAACAGAAGAAGAAUGGCUUUCAAAAUGGGAAUUCCUUGGUUGAAAUUUCUCAUCUUGGCUCUACCAUGGAAGGCCCCAGUUUACCAUCAAGUAUCUGAAAUGUAAGGGAUAACCUGGGAGAAAUAUACUCAGUUUCAAAUGUUGUGCUGAAACCAUGGCCCCCAAGAAUCCUUAUACUUUCUACUCACAUGCCACCCGUUCUGCUUAUAAAUAAAGUCAAUGUAUGAUCACUACUUCUUUGUCAAAGGUCACUUUCAGAAGCCUUCUAAAUCCAUGCUUUCCUUGUACAUCUCUGUAUGUUACAGAAAGACUGAAAGUAAAACUAGUUAUUUGGGUCAAUUUUUUAGUUUGAAACAGAAAAGCUACAAAUUUCUGUACUGACUGAUUUCUGUUUUUUUUUUCUUUUUUUUAAACAAAACAGACAAACAAGGGUCUAUUGUCUAUAUAAACUGUGCUUCAGACUCUUUUGUUUUGUUUGCAUCUAAUUCACUGGAAACACUUGCUAUAAAGCACCAAAAAGUGAUAGCUUGCAGGUUACGAUGCAUGACUGCUUAGAGAGAUAGCCAACUAUUGAUGGCUUCUUCAUGGCUCUUGUUUUUGUGGCAAGUUAAGUAAUUUGUUGUAAAUCUGCCUUCUUUUUUCCUAUUUAUCCUCCUGCUUCUGUUACUGAUAUUUUAUUCUUUGGUUCUUCAACACAGUAUUUAAAGCUAGUUGUCAGCAGUCUUUCUUCCUUGCUCAAUAGAUGCACAAUAUUGCCAUGUUCAUGUUAACUGUGCCUUGAAUCCAGGCUUUUGGUUUUCUUUAGACUAGAUUGGUGUAUGGGUUUCCUUAUAGAAGUGAGUAGAAAUCACCUUUGAUUUUCAUUAUGGAGCUGGAUCAAAACCCAUUUCUGUUGAUGGACUUUUGAUCAGACCUAUGUGGACAUUGAGUAGUUAUCAGUUUGGUACUUCCAUUUAUGAUUUUUUUUUUUUUUUUUUUGUCUAAAACCCUCGGGACAACUCAUGGAAAAAAAUUUAAAUAAUCUAAUCUAAAAAGAAUUCUGUUUGGGGUAUAACGCUUUUUACUUCACCAUUAAUUUUCUGGAGUUUUUUUCCCUUCAGCAUUUAUCAUCUAGUUGCUUAUUCCCUAUCUAAAACCAUAAUCUGGCUAGUAACAUCUCCAUUUUUUAAAUUAUUUUGAUAUCUGUAAUAGAUUAGCCAUUUUUGUAUAGGGAAUGAACAGUAAAGACAGAUUAACAAUUAACAUGUAUAUAUGACCACAUAAAAUUUAGAUUCAUUAGAAGUAUUUUAAAGACAUGAAAAUUGGAGAGAAAUGGGGAAAAUGGGUACAUAGAUUGGGCUAAAUUAAACAGGAGAUGCAUUUGACUCAAUAUCUGAGAGGAUUUCACAGUUUUUGGAAUCAUCAGUGUAUUUUUAAAUUUUCUCUUUGUGGAAGGUAUAGGUGUAGUGUCGUUCUCUUGGGCUUAUAGCAUUUUAGGAGAAAGCACAAAAUCAUACCACUACAGACAACCCCCGCUUAACGUGGUUUCAGUUGGCGCUGUUUCACUAUAGCGCUCAGUGGAAUCGGGGUUUCAGCAGGCAGGCAGGCAGGUGAGUGGGUGGUAGUGAGUGGGCAGGCAGGCAUGAGGGCCCAGGGCAGGACAGCAGAAGCAUGGGCACAAGCUGGCACAUGGUGCUGGAGCGAGCAGGGGGUGUGGAGGCAAGCAGCUGCAAAAGAGGGGAGGAGUGUGGGGCCCAAGCCAGUGCCCAGGGCCAGGGCCAGCACGGGGCUGCACCUAGGGGGAGGGGCAGGAGCAUGAGGCCUGCGCUGGUGUGUGGGGCCAGUGGAAGGCCCACAUCCAGAGCACGGCGGCAGGAGCGCUGGUGCCCGGGCUGGAGUGGGCAGAGCUGGGGUGGGGAGAAGUGGCAGCAACAGAGGCAAGUAGUGCAGGGCCCAUGCCAGGGGCAGGGCUGGCUGGGCCGGUGCCCAGAGUGGGGCAGCAAGAGCGCAGGGCCCACAUCAGUGCCCAGUGGCAGGGGCUGGUGCCCAGGGCGGGGCAACAGUAGUGCCAGUGCCCAGGAAAGCAAGAGGGGUGGGGCGAGGUGGCAGUAAUGAGAAGCAACUAGCGGGGCCCAGGCAUGAGUGUGGGACCUGUGCCAGUGCCCAGGGCCAGGACCUGCAGGGGCCCAGAGCGGGGCAGUAGGAGCACGGGCCUGGGCUGGUACAUGGGGCUGGAGUGCCAGCAGGUGGGUCAGGGAGUGGGGAGAGGCGGCGGGGGGGCAGGCAGUAACCAAUUAAUCUCUACUUAGAUUCAUUUCUAUGGGGAAAUGGGUCUCCCUUAGCCUAGUUCUGCUUAAUGCUCAGCUUUUCUGGAACCAAUUAAGAGCGCUAAGCAGGGGUUGCCUGUACCCAUAAUGCUGUGGGUUAGAGCUCUCAGUCUUGCCAUGAAUCUAUCUUUAAGCUGGCACUCUCCUACUGGGUGUGUCUGGGCACAGUAAAGAGUGAACCACUUUUCAGGGGUGUUGCAGAAGUGGUCAAAUAAUGCUGAAUGAUCAGCACUUCUGCCUAAAGAAUGGAAUAAAUACAAGUAUGAGAAUGAGGAACCUAGCACACAACAGCUUCACAUGAACUUGAGGAAAAAGAGGGGGGGAAAUGAGAGGAAAAGUACAUAACAGAGAAGGGCAGAGGAAAAGGUGGGUAAGGGCAGUGCUGUGGAUUUAUAGUAAGCAGUAAUAACACACAGAAGUAGGAAAUGUAAAAACAGGCACAGACAUGAAGAAUGACAAUAGAGAGAGAAGGUGAGGAGGAAAAGAAACAGACAGACCAGCAGCUCUAAAGCAUAACUAUAUCUAAACUUAUUACCGCGCUGUUUGCAAAGCACUUGGUGGAUGCACUGUUGUGCUUAAGUAUUUUUUUUCUUGGGUGGAAAUGUACAUUACUGUUACCAGCAUGAACUCUCUAGAACAGGGCUCUCCAGCUUUUAAGCUCUUUUUUGGUUGGCAAUCCCUCUCAGUCAAGAUUUAUUGAUUGAUUGUCUUCCACGAUUGAUUUAUCUGUGGGUCCAAAGAUGGCUGAUAAGGCUGAUCGAUAGACUGUUGCAACUUGGAUAUGUUUUUUGGGGAGGGGGUAGAUGGGGGUGGACUCGGGAUUCUUGAUUUGGUCUGCUGUAUGCUGUUCCUGCAGCUUCUGCUUUUCCUUUUCCUGUUGUAAGGUUUCAAAGUGCUAAGAUCCUUGCAGCAGACUCUUCCUCCAUAAGCAGCUGUGGGACACAGCAGUGGAGACUCACCAUGGGCAUCCCCCCCCCACACACUGUUGCACCAUGCACCUGUGCAGGCCUUUUUUUCCUCCUUUGCAUUGUGUGCACAGCUCCAGGCUCACCCUCAAAUCCCCCUUCCAUGCUUGCCACACUGCCCUGACCCCUGGGCCAGAAGCAGGCAUCAAAAUCUGGAGGAGGGGGUGGAGACUGGAGACUGGUAACCAGAGCAAUGGGGAAGCAGUGACUAGGCAGGAGCCCUGGGGGCAGCAACUUACCCCUUUGAGGGUUGCAUGUGGCCAGUGGGCUACAAGUUGGGCAGCGUGGCUCUCGAAAGUAUUAUAGUAUGCAGGUCAUUCCAGUAUUCAACACUUCCAUAAUUUUACCUUAAGUACAAGUGGCAUUAGGAUAGGGAAUGUUUAAUUUCAAGAAACCUUUACCCAUGCAGUAAUAUAAUGCUUUAUUUAUUUCCUAUUUGUAUUAAUUUGACAAAGAAUUGGAAUCGGAGUACAUUUACUUUGCAUUAAAAUCUAAUAUUGUGAACUGAGUAUUCAAAUUUCAGAAUAUUUGAAAUAAAGAAUUUCAAAACCUCACGGGAGGUUAUGAAGAU